AUGAGUGUUCCCGACGAAGUUGAUCCGGACGACCUCCUCCAGCUGCUCGGGAAAGCGACGACGUGCGCGAUCCUCGCGGCCACGGGCCCCCAGCGCUCGCGCCUCCUCGCCACGCUGUACAAGGACGAGCGCAUCAAGUCGAUGGAACACGCGGGUAUUCUCGAGAAGCUCUACUUGGAGCGCCGGUCGGACAUUGCGGCCUUUGAAGAAGGCUUGCUGCCGCACCAAAAGUAG
This is a messenger RNA of Saprolegnia parasitica CBS 223.65, 234 nucleotides long. RefSeq lists its product as hypothetical. The transcript is spliced from 3 exons. NCBI's taxonomy places the organism in Eukaryota, Oomycota, Saprolegniomycetes, Saprolegniales, Saprolegniaceae. The record is from RefSeq and is a predicted model, not a curated record. Bases 1 to 234 code for a protein of 77 amino acids. Gene Ontology annotation, cellular component: cytosol; COP9 signalosome.